Messenger RNA from Nipponia nippon (crested ibis), 1409 nucleotides. The record is from RefSeq and is a predicted model, not a curated record. NCBI's taxonomy places the organism in Eukaryota, Metazoa, Chordata, Aves, Pelecaniformes, Threskiornithidae.
GGGAGGUUUCUGUUAAAUAAUGUGAAUGAUGUGAAAUGGUGAUCUCAAACCAUUUGGUUCGCUUUCUGCUUCUAGAUCACUUCUGGUGAGCUGGUGGUGGUGAAGAAUCUGAAUGAAUGGAACAGUUAGGGCAGAUAGGAAGCUUGCAUUUCAUGCUCUCUGCUUACCACAAGACACAAACAACACUGUCUCUCUGAAGUGACCUGGAAUCAUUGGAGCUGUGUGUCCUGGGGACCUCUGAAGGGCGCAAUGAUGGAUAACCGUUUUGCUACAGCGCUAGUAAUUGCUUGCGUCCUCAGCCUCAUCUCCACCAUCUACAUGGCGGCUUCCAUUGGCACCGACUUUUGGUACGAAUACCACACCCUGUCCCCGGCUGAGAAUGUUAGUGAGGCUGGAAGGAGCAUCUGGGAGGAAUUUGUCAGCGAAGAGGCGGAUGAGAAGACCUGCACAGAUGCGCUCUUCCGGUGCAACGGCACGGUUGGAUUGUGGCGGAGGUGUAUCACUGUACCCAAAAACUCUCACUGGUACAGCCCACCAGAAACCGAUAUGACUACCAACUGCAUCAGUUUUUCCCUCUCUGAUCAGUUUAUGGAAAAGUACAUAGAGCCUGGAAAUCACAAUAGUGGCACAGAUUUGAAUCGAACUUAUCUCUGGCGAUUGCAGUUUCUCCUGCCUUUUGUCAGCCUUGGCCUCAUGUGCUUCGGGGCUCUGAUCGGGCUCUGUGCUUGUGCCUGUCGCAGCCUUUACCCUGCCAUUGCCACCGGCGUCCUCCAUUUCCUAGCAGGGCUUUGUACGCUGGGGCUGGUUGGCUGCUACGUAGCUGGGAUUGAGCUGCUCCACAAGAAGCUGCCCCUGCCUGAGGACGUGAGGGGUGAAUUUGGCUGGUCCUUCUGCCUAGCCUGUGUCUCCGCACCUUUGCAGUUUAUGGCAGCUGCUCUUUUCAUCUGGGCGGCUCGCACCAACAGAAAGGAAUUCACUCUCUUGAAAGCGUACCGUGUAGCAUAAGUGCUGCUACCAAAGUAUUGCGUUUCCAUGUUAUAGCCUCUUCUUCCCCCAACCCUUACUACUUUUUUCUUUUAGUCAGAAUUUUACCUUGUACUGCAUGCUUCUUGCCAGUUGAGACAAUUUAGCCUGCAGGCCCUCAAGACAAAGACCUCUGGGCUAAAUGACCGAACUCUGCCAGAAGUCUGCAGAACUUGAACAGGUUUUUAAAUUGGGUUUUUUAAUAACAUUUUUUUUUUUAAGCUUCAUUUGGUUGUUGAAUAUCCCCUUAGUUAGGUGUACAUGCCCCUUCCUAAUUUUACUACCCUGUCAGCCUGGAGGAAAUAGGAAUGGUGUGGUGGGGUGGAAGAGAUAGGAAAGGAAAAGAUGCAGGUAGGCAAGAAUGGGAACCUGAGUGCACAAAUAAU